GAAGCCAAGGCGCCUGAAGCUAACAGCUAAAGCUAACAGCUACCUCCAGCAGUUAGUAACAGUUUAAAGCGGUGAAAUGUUCAGAAUAAAACCUGAACUUUAGACUUUUGAAUAAAGUUGCUGUUUGUUUCAUGUUUGACGCAGGUUGUGAGGAGACUCCUGCAGGAUGUAUGCUGUGUACAGACAGGCCCACAGCCCCACUGCGGUGGAGUUCUCUGUUUACUGCAACUUCAUCUCCAGCACAGAAAAGAACCUCGUCGUUGGAGGAACAUCUCAGCUGUUUGUGUACAGAAUCAUCCAUGAUGUGGAGAGUUCAUCCAGAUCAGACAAACCUUCAGAUGGCAAACCUCGCAAAGAGAAGCUGGAGCAGGUGGCUUCCUUCUCUCUUUUUGGUAACAUAAUGUCCAUGGAAAGUGUGCAGCUCGUUGGAUCAACCAGAGAUGCACUUUUACUCAGUUUUAAAGAUGCUAAGUUGUCAGUUGUCGAGUAUGACCCCGGGACACAUGACCUGAAGACGUUAUCUCUUCAUUACUUUGAAGAACCAGAACUUAGGGAUGGGUUUGUCCAAAAUGUGCACAUCCCUAUUGUCCGAGUGGACCCAGAGAACCGCUGUGCUGUGUCUUUGAUAUACGGCACAAGGCUUGUGGUGUUGCCAUUCAGAAAGGACACUCUCGCGGAUGAGCAGGAGAGCGGAGUUGGGGAAGGCCCCAAGUCCAGUUUUCUGCCCAGUUACAUCAUUGACGUUCGAGAGUUGGAUGAAAAGCUGUUGAACAUCAUCGACAUGAAGUUCCUCCAUGGAUAUUAUGAGCCCACAUUACUGAUUCUGUUUGAGCCCAAUCAGACGUGGCCAGGGCGUGUAGCUGUGCGGCAGGACACCUGCAGUAUCGUUGCCAUUUCCCUCAACAUUAUGCAGAAGGUCCACCCUGUCAUCUGGUCCCUGAGCAACCUGCCGUUUGACUGCACUCAGGUCAUGGCUGUUCCUAAACCAAUUGGCGGCGUGGUCGUCUUUGCGGUUAAUUCCUUGCUGUACUUAAACCAGAGUGUCCCUCCGUAUGGCGUUGCUCUGAACUCUCAGACCAUCGGCACCACGGCCUUCCCUCUGCGCAUUCAAGAAGAAGUGAAGAUCACACUGGACUGUUCCCAGGCCGACUUCAUCGCCAACGACAAGAUGGUGAUUUCUUUAAAAGGAGGGGAAAUCUACGUGUUGACUCUGAUCACAGAUGGAAUGAGGAGCGUGAGGGCGUUUCACUUUGACAAAGCUGCUGCCAGUGUCCUGACCACAUGUAUGGUGACUAUGGAACCAGGUUAUCUCUUCCUGGGAUCUCGACUUGGAAACUCACUGCUUUUAAAAUACACAGAGAAACUGCAGGAAACGAGGUUAGAAGACGCAAAAGAGGCACAAGAUGAAGACAAAGACAAACAGGAAGAACCUCCAACUAAAAAGAAGCGAGUUGAGUCUUCUGCAAACUGGACUGAUGAAGUAGAUGAGAUAGAAGUUUAUGGAAGUGAAGCCCAGUCUGGAACUCAGCUGGCCACGUUCUCCUUUGAGGUGUGUGACAGUAUUCUAAACAUUGGACCAUGUGGUAAUGCUUCUAUGGGAGAACCUGCGUUUUUGUCUGAAGAGUUUCAGAGUAACCCCGAGCCCGACCUGGAAGUCGUCGUCUGCUCUGGAUAUGGUAAAAACGGGGCCUUGUCUGUUCUCCAGAGAAGUAUUCGGCCUCAAGUCGUCACCACUUUUGAGUUGCCCGGCUGCCAUGACAUGUGGACCGUCAUCGCAAGUGAAGAGAAAAAGUCUUCAAAGCCAGAUGACUCAGAGGAGAGUACAGAGGCUGAGACCAGCGAGGAGACGGAGGAAGGAGAAAAGAGAGAGAAAACAGAGAAGGACAAAGAGGAGAAGAAAGAGAGCGAGGAGAAGUCUGAGCCCCCCCUAGAGGACGAUUUAAAGAAGCACGGCUUCCUCAUCCUCAGCCGUGAGGAUUCCACCAUGAUUCUACAAACCGGCCAAGAGAUCAUGGAGCUGGACACCAGCGGCUUUGCCACUCAGGGACCCACUGUUUUUGCUGGAAACAUUGGAGAAAACAAGUACAUCAUUCAAGUGUCGCCCAUGGGCCUCAGGCUCCUGCAAGGAGUUUCGCAGCUUCACUUCGUCCCCGUGGACCUGGGCUCUCCCAUAGUGCACUGCUCUGUGGCUGAUCCGUAUGUGGUCAUCAUGACGGCUGAAGGAGUGGUCACCAUGUUUGUGCUCCGAACCGACUCAUACAUGGGCAAAACUCACCGCUUGUCUCUGCAGAAGCCGCCCAUCCAAACUCAGCCUCGUGUGAUCGCUCUCUGCGCUUAUCGAGACGUGAGUGGGAUGUUUACCACUGAGACUAAAGUGAGCUGCUCUGUCAAAGAGGACGUCAUCAUCAGGGGCCAAUCUGAGACUGAGACCUUCAUCCACGACAUGAGUAACACUGUGGAUGAUGAGGAGGAGAUGCUCUACGGAGACACCAGCACGACCACCACACCCGCGAAGGACGACUCGGGCCGGGCCUCGGGGGCCUCGGGGGCUGCGGGGGCCUCGGGGGCCUUGGGGGCUCCAGGGGCCUCUGAGGAGAGCUCGGCCAAAGUAGAGCCCACACACUGGUGCAUGAUCAUCAGAGAUAAUGGAGUCAUGGAGAUGUACCAGCUUCCAGACUGGCGUUUGGUUUUCCUGGUGAAAAACUUCCCAGUGGGACAAAGAGUUUUGGUCGACAGUUCCUCUGGACAAUCGGCCGCUCAGGGAGAGUCCAAGAAAGAGGAAGUGACCCGCCAAGGCGACAUCCCAUUGGUUAAAGAAGUGUCUCUCGUUUCUCUCGGACACAACCGCUCUCGGCCUUAUCUGCUGGUCCACGUCGAGCAGGAGCUUCUGAUCUAUGAAGCUUUCCCGUACGACCAGCAACAGCCUCAAAACAACCUCAAAGUGCGCUUCAAAAAGGUGACCCACAGCAUCAACUUCAGAGAAAAGAAGUCAAAGCUAAGAAGAGACAAAAAGGCGGAGCAAGGGGCGCUAGAGGAAGGCUCCGCCCCUAAGAGUAGAAUCAGUCGUUUCAGAUACUUUGAGGACAUCUCGGGAUACUCAGGGGUGUUCAUCUGUGGCCCAUCUCCUCACUGGAUGCUGGUGACGUCUCGAGGAGCCUUGAGGUUACAUCCCAUGACUAUAGAUGGCGCUAUAGAGUCCUUCUCUCCGUUCCACAAUAUAAACUGCCCCAAAGGGUUUCUGUAUUUCAACAAACAGGGGGAGCUGAGGAUCAGUGUUUUACCCACGUAUUUGUCGUACGACGCCCCCUGGCCCGUCAGGAAAAUCCCUCUGAGAUGCACCGUCCACUAUGUGUCCUACCACGUCGAGUCUAAGGUCUACGCCGUGUGCACCAGUGUGAAGGAGCUCUGCACUCGCAUCCCAAGAAUGACCGGAGAAGAGAAGGAGUUUGAGACCAUCAACAGAGAUGAACGUUACAUCAAUCCUCUGCAGGAGAAGUUUUCGAUCCAGCUCAUUUCUCCUGUGAGCUGGGAGACUAUUCCCAACACCAGGUUGGACCUGGAGGAGUGGGAGCAUGUGACCUGUAUGAAGACGGUGGCGUUGAGGAGUCAGGAGACAGUCUCUGGGCUCAAGGGCUACGUCGCAGCAGGGACUUGUCUGAUGCAGGGAGAGGAGGUCACCUGUAGGGGGCGGAUCUUGAUCCUGGACGUGAUCGAGGUCGUCCCUGAGCCGGGUCAGCCCCUCACCAAAAACAAAUUCAAAAUCCUGUACGAGAAAGAACAGAAAGGCCCAGUGACCGCCCUGUGCCACUGCAACGGGUAUUUGGUGUCCGCCAUCGGCCAGAAGAUCUUCUUGUGGGUUCUGAAGGACAGUGACCUGACGGGCAUGGCCUUCAUCGACACUCAGCUCUACAUCCACCAGAUGCACAGCAUCAAGAACUUUAUUUUAGCAGCAGAUCUGAUGAAGAGCAUCUCUCUGCUCCGCUACCAGGAGGAGAGCAAGACUCUGUCCCUCGUCAGCAGGGACGCCAAACCACUCGAAGUUUAUGGGGUUGAAUUCAUGGUGGACAACAGCCAGCUUGGAUUUUUAGUUUCAGAUCGGGACAAGAACCUGUUUGUUUACAUGUAUUUACCUGAAGCUAAGGAGAGCUUCGGAGGCAUGCGUCUCAUCAGGAGAGCGGACUUUAACGUCGGCGCCCACAUCAAUGCGUUCUGGAGGAUGCCCUGUAGAGGCGCCAUGGACGCCGCCAGCAGAAAGGCCCUGACCUGGGACAACAAGCACAUCACCUGGUUUGCGACCCUCGAUGGCGGCGUCGGUCUGCUGCUGCCGAUGCAGGAGAAGACGUAUCGUCGAUUACUAAUGUUGCAAAACGCACUGAACACCAUGCUCCAGCACCACGCCGGCCUCAACCCCAAAGCCUUCAGAAUGAUGCACUUUGACCGGCGAGGGCUGCAAAACUCCGCACGAAACAUUCUGGACGGAGAGCUCCUGGCCAAGUACCUGUACCUGAGCACGAUGGAGCGCAGUGAGCUCGCCAAGAAGAUCGGCACCACUCAGGACAUAAUUCUGGACGACCUUCUGGACAUCGACAGAGUCACUGCUCAUUUCUGAGCAUCACAUUCUAGUGGCGCCCUCUGCUGGAGGAGUUUUAUAUUAGACUUUUGUGAAUCUUACGUUUUACAUGUUUAAACUAAAAGAAAGAGCAUGUUUCUGUAUUUUGUAUAAAACAUGAGUAAAAGAAAUCAUUCC
Molecule: messenger RNA, 4747 nt
Organism: Periophthalmus magnuspinnatus
Lineage: Eukaryota; Metazoa; Chordata; Actinopteri; Gobiiformes; Gobiidae
Gene: cpsf1
Product: cleavage and polyadenylation specific factor 1
Exons: 38
Coding region: 167-4609 (1480 amino acids)
Cellular component (GO): mRNA cleavage and polyadenylation specificity factor complex; nucleus
Molecular function (GO): nucleic acid binding; protein binding
Source: RefSeq, a predicted model, not a curated record